UUGUCCGGAACUGACGUCAGACGCAAACAUGGCGGAAGACGAGAGUUCGCUCGCUGAGUUUGAACAGGUUGACUUUCUUAAAGACAGACACGUACGGUUCUUCCAGCGAUGCCUCCAAGUGUUACCGGAGCGGUAUUCCUCGCUGGAGACGAGCAGGUUGACCAUUGUGUUCUUUGCUCUCUCUGGCCUUGAUGUUCUCAAUGCCUUGGAUGUUGUAGACAAGCCCAGCCUGAUUGAGUGGAUUUACUCGCUUCAAGUCCUUCCUACUGAAGAUCAAUCAAACCUUGGCCGCUGUGGCUUCCGUGGCUCAUCCCACCUUGGAGUUCCAUACAACCCUUCUAAGGGCCCAGGGUUCCCCCACCCAUACGACAGCGGCCAUGUAGCUAUGACCUACACGGGCCUUGCCUGUCUCAUAAUCCUUGGUGAUGAUCUGGGGCGGGUCAACAAGGAGGCAUGUUUAGCAGGCCUGAAAGCCCUGCAGCUGGAAGAUGGCAGCUUUUAUGCCGUCCCAGAAGGGAGUGAAAACGACAUGCGCUUUGUGUACUGUGCAGCCUGCAUCUGCUACAUGCUCAGUGACUGGUCGGGAAUGGACAUCCAGAGGGCCGUACAGUACAUCCGCAACAGCAUGUCCUACGACAAUGGCAUCGGGCAGGGAGCUGGUCUAGAGUCCCAUGGAGGAUCCACGUUCUGCGCCAUAGCCACACUGUGCCUAAUGGGAAAGUUGCAGGAAACGCUGAGUGAGCGGGAACUGAACCGCAUCCGCCGCUGGUGCAUCCUACGGCAGCAGAGCGGCUUCCAUGGCCGCCCCAACAAGCCUGUCGACACAUGCUACUCCUUCUGGGUGGGCGCCACUCUGCAGCUGCUAGAUGUCUUCCAGUACUCCAAUUUUGAGAAGAAUCGGAACUACAUCCUGUCAACUCAGGACCGCCUGGUUGGUGGCUUUGCCAAGUGGCCGGACAGCCACCCAGACGCCCUGCACGCCUACUUUGGGAUCUGCGGCCUGUCGCUGAUAGGGGAGCCUGGCCUGCGCCGAGUGCACCCCGCCCUCAAUGUGAGCGAAAGGGCCUUCGAGCACCUUCAGCAGCUACACCGGACAUGGAGAGAGGCCUGCACAUGACAGCGUGCCCCCUUGCCAUCUCCGCUCGGCUCUCCGAAGGCCAACACCACUGCAGCCUCCAAGCCACCUGCAAGUCCACCUUUUAAAACACACUCUAGCAAUAUAAACCUUCGUGGGUGGCCUGUGGUGGCGUUGGUGUCUUUUUGAGUGGAGCGGAGCCAUGCAUACAGGAUUGGAUCCAGUGGCAUCAAUUAUUGAAGGGCCGCUGGUGGAAAAGACACUCGACCCGGACAGGCAGUGGUAUUGUCUAGCUUAGCUGGAGUGAGACUAGCCUGUCUCCUUUGUUCCCUUUGCUGAAUUGUCAUCAUUUGUAUACACUUUGUUUUGUUUCUUCUCUUUCUUGAAUGCAUUAGCAUUCCAACUUUUGCCUUGACUUUUUUUUUUUAAAAGUGGCUUCACCAAUUUACCUUUUUUUUUUGUUGUUGGGUUAGGGUAAACCAGCAUAUGCCUAUGCAGUGUCUGUGUAUGUGUGUUUGGGUUUUCCAGCUCUCUUCUAAGCAGGUAGGAACCUCAGUACUGAAAGCGAAUAGAAGAUAACAUCAUUGGAGGAAAUGAUUAAUUCUUAAGUGCUCUGCUGGAAUGAAACCCCACACAAUCAGCUGCUCGACAGGGCCGAGAUUCGGGGGUUGGAUGGCUCUGGCCUGUGGGCUGGGCUUGGGGGCUGCCAGGAUGACUCGGGUCCAGAAGACAAAUGAAUGUUAACUUUGUCAUGUAAUACAAGCACUCUGAUCUGUGUAAACUCAAUUCAUUUAAAUAAAUCGUGGUUUUCUUUUUUUUAACACGGUCAUGUGUAAUCUUGUAAUACACGUGCUCAUAUGGAUGUUGAUGUUCUGUGUUGUGACAUAGAAUAUAAAUGGACUAGCAGCAAAAUACAAUGUAAAUGUGAAUACAACACAGUUCCUCUCUUUCCUGCAUCACUAAGCCAUUUAUAGAUACACAAAGAAACUGGUGCACAAGUCUUUGUUUUGAAAAAAAUUCUCUGCUGUGUAACUGGUUAAAAUUUUGCAUAGAAAGAAAUGCACAGACAGAGGAGAUGAGGAAUGUGAUGAGGACACUUGUCAGUAAAGGAAAUGUGUGCCACUCCACUGGAAAGAGGACAAAUCAUGGACCUUUGGUUAUAUCUGUAUGCUGCUUUAAAAAUGCCUUAGUUGUCUUAGUACAUGUAGUGACUUAAUUGUCCAGGUUUGUGACAUAAGCACUUGUUUGGGGGCCCUCCACCUUUUUCUCGGAUCUUGUUGGUUAUCAGGUUGCUGAAAACUAAACCAUGGUGCAUGUCCUGUUAUCAACCUGAAUGACCAGGGAAGGAUAAUAACACUGUUGACAUGAAGACUACAAAUGUGCUUUGUUGUUGUGUGCUUAAAGUAAAAUACCACUCAAAGCUGGGUGACAUUUUGCAUAGCAGACAUUGGCAGAAGAUUUUUGCCAUUUAUACUAGAAAAUAUAGUUGUUUAUAUUUUCCAGUAAGAAAUCAAGCAAACAGGCAUUUGGAUAUCUGAAGUGCUGAUCAAAAAUCUUGUCUAGUCAUUUCAUUGUCCUGAUCAUGUCAUUGCAGUGUCUUUUGGCCAAGGCAGGCAUUGUUUUUUUGUGAUAGAGCUGCAUAACCUGGAUAAAUGUACAGUUAUGAUCAAGGGAUUUUCCAGGAAUCUUUAUUUGUUUUACUUCCAAGGGUUCCCGGAGUUAUUUUCCAUAAACACUGUUGGCAGUUUGGGCUUUUCUAUCUUCGAUGAUUCUCUUUAAGAAAUGCUGUACAGCGCUUUGUAACAAUGUCCUUACCAAAAUGCUGUGUUAAAUAAAAGUAAUCUAGUGAUGGGAAAAGGAAA
Scleropages formosus (Asian bonytongue) is the source of this 2937-nucleotide messenger RNA. RefSeq names its product protein geranylgeranyltransferase type I, beta subunit (gene pggt1b). Gene Ontology annotation, molecular function: CAAX-protein geranylgeranyltransferase activity. The record is from RefSeq and is a predicted model, not a curated record. The transcript is spliced from 9 exons. The coding region runs from base 29 to 1117 and encodes 362 amino acids. Gene Ontology annotation, biological process: protein geranylgeranylation. NCBI's taxonomy places the organism in Eukaryota, Metazoa, Chordata, Actinopteri, Osteoglossiformes, Osteoglossidae. Gene Ontology annotation, cellular component: CAAX-protein geranylgeranyltransferase complex.